Molecule: messenger RNA, 2161 nt
Organism: Gastrolobium bilobum
Lineage: Eukaryota; Viridiplantae; Streptophyta; Magnoliopsida; Fabales; Fabaceae
Exons: 9
Coding region: 146-1810 (554 amino acids)
Biological process (GO): mRNA splicing, via spliceosome
Cellular component (GO): RES complex; U2-type spliceosomal complex
Molecular function (GO): RNA binding
Source: RefSeq, a predicted model, not a curated record
CUUCCCCAUCGUGGAUGCUCAGUUCUCGUGUGGGAAUUGCUCUUAUUUUCUCUCUCUAGGAACUAAUCACGUUCACUCAAACUUCUCUCUCCUCCUAUGAGCUGAACCUUCAGAGGCUGAAGUGUAGACAUUGGUGGCUUAAAUAAUGGGGUCUAAUUCAUUGAAGGAUUAUCUGAAAAGGUAUGAAAGUAACACUGAAGAAGAGAAGAAAAAUAAGAAGAAGAGGAAGCAGAAGAAGAAAAGUCAACCACAAGCAACUGGGUUGUUAGUCGUGGAUGAAGAUCCCACAUGGCAGAAACCCAUAGAUCUUGGAGAAGAAAAUGAUGAUAACUCAUCUGAUGGGGACAAGCCACAAAUUGAUGAAGACAUUGAAGUGAAGCGAAUGAAGAGGCUUGAGCAGCUCAAGGCCAGACGUCCUUAUCAUGCUAUAUCAGAGGAUGGAAGUGGUUGGAUUUCACUUUCUUCAAAAUCUGCCAAUCCUACUGACUUAAAUAAUGAUAUGUCUCCACCCCGUAAACGAAGGGUUCAAAAUGACACACCUUCACCAGAACCUGAAUUAAAUCCUUCUACUUCUAAUAGAAAGGGUGUUGAUUUAUCACCUUCUGAUCAGCUGUUGAAACGCUAUGACACUCCGUCACCUGAACAUGAUUCGCAACUAGCGCAUUUCAAGGGGCUGAAUUCUGACUUAUCUCCCCCUCGUAAGCACACAGUUCAGAGUGUUACAAUUUUAGCAACUCGUGAGCCAAGGUCAUCAGAGUCAAAAUUUGAAGAUACUGAUUUAUCACCUCCACAGAAGCGACGCAAAGGUCACCGUACUCCAUCGGUUCAACCUGAUACAGAUUCUGCUCAUAUUUCUAACCCGAGUCCUGACAUUUCCCCCCCUCGCCGGCGUCAUUGUCAAACAUCUGAUGACAAUGGAAAACAUAAUUAUGAGACUUCUGAUUUGCAUGAUCUUUCUCCGCCUCGACGAGGUCGUCAUGAUUCUCCCUCUCGAGAUAAUAUACAUGGAUCUGCAGCAUCAGACCUUUCACCCCCAAGGAAAAGGAAGAAGAAUGUUGCAAGAUCGGGUUUGUCUGAUCUUUCUCAGCCAUCUUUGGAUCCUGACCUAUCUCCACCAAGGAAAAAUCCAAAGGAGCUAUCCAUUCUAGGAUCUGUUAAUGAUAGAAAAACAGGUUUAAUGUCUGGUAAGGAUAUCAAGGACGAGAUUGACAGAAAGAAGAAGGAAGAUUUGUUGAGAUUUAAACAGAUGGAUGCUUCCAUCAGUGGGCGAGGUGCUGAACCUGUAUAUCGUGAUAAAAUAAAAGGAGUACGCAUUUCUAAAGAGGAAUACAUGAAGUCAAAACAGAAAGUAGAAGAAAAGCCCAAGGAGAAGGAAAUAGAAUGGGGCAAGGGCUUGGCUCAAAAGCGGGAAGCUGAGGCUAGGUUAAAGGAAAUAGAACUUGAGAAGGAGAAGCCUUUUGCGCGGACCAGAGAUGAUCCUGAACUUGACAAAAUGCUGAAGGAGAGAAUAAGAUGGGGUGAUCCUAUGGCAAAUCUGGUAAAGAAAAAAUAUCCGGAGCCUGUUCUUCUGAACUUGGGGGAAAAUGAGAAGAUGAAGGAAUCAGGUUUUGUUGUUCCUCAGGAUAUUCCAGACCACAGCUGGUUAAAAAGAGGUUUAGAUGCAGCUCCAAAUCGGUAUGGGAUAAGGCCUGGACGGCACUGGGAUGGUGUUGAUCGUAGUAAUGGGUUCGAGAAGCAGUCGUUCAAGAGAACAAAUGAAAGGCAAGCUAGAGACAGAGAAGCUUAUCUUUGGUCCGUGUCUGAUAUGUGAAAAAUGACAUUAUAAAGAUACAAAGGGUGGUUGACGAUGCAUAAGUCCAAGUAUUCAGAGAGUCACAUUGGAAGGCAUGUUUUGUAAUGAUGUGGAUUUUGAGGGAUUUAAUGUUUGAUAUGGCCAAGAUUGUGCAAUGGAAAAGGUUCUUGGUUCCAUUGCUCUAGGGAACAGUCUUUAUUUGGGAAAGUUGAUAAGCCCUAGUUGUUCUUAGUAUAUAACUAGUCUUAACUAUUCAAAUCCUUCAGAACAAUAGGGUUAAUUUGUUAGCCUCAUACCGAUGACAACACACGGGAAAAUUUCCAAUUGCAUUGAUUAGCCACAACUUAUUUUUAAUAUCGUCAAGUUUUU